This is a messenger RNA of Argentina anserina (silverweed cinquefoil), 1260 nucleotides long. RefSeq names its product putative pentatricopeptide repeat-containing protein At1g31840. The transcript is spliced from 2 exons. The record is from RefSeq and is a predicted model, not a curated record. Gene Ontology annotation, molecular function: mRNA binding; protein binding. Lineage: Eukaryota; Viridiplantae; Streptophyta; Magnoliopsida; Rosales; Rosaceae. Bases 1 to 1260 code for a protein of 419 amino acids.
AUGGCGUCAGUGUCGAGAGUUUUACCGGCGACGAGAAGGGUUUUGUUGAUUCCGAGUACCUCUCAGUCUCGGCGUUGGCUAAGCAGUAACCAAUCUAGCUUGCUUCUGAGGUUGAUGGAGGAACCCACAUCCCGAAUCAAAACCCUACUUGCUUCUGCGGCGGAGGAAGACCCUGCUCUUUCCUGGGAAUCCCUCCUUACUUCUCUCGCAUCUUCUUCCUCUCGUGAAAAAACCCACUUGGUUCUGGAGUGGAAAUUGGAGAAGUUGGUAAGGGAGAAUGAGAGAGAUAAUGCUCGCUACUCGGAGCUGAUAUCUCUGUGUGGAAUAGUGAGGAACCUCCCACUUGCAAUGCAGGUCUUUUCUUCUAUGGAGGCUAAUGGAGUUAGACCCAUUUGUGCAGUUUUCAAUUCCCUCAUACGUGUUUGCUUCUCUUCUGGGAACUUGUUCACAGCUAUCAGCCUGUUUGAGAUUAUGGAGAGCUCAGAGGGGUUCAAACCCAACUCCGACACAUAUGAUGCUUUCAUUUCUGGUUUCUUGAAGUUGGGGAGAACGGAGAAGAUGCAAGCUUGGUACUUUGCCAAGAAAGCUGCUGGCUUGGAAUCUGAUAUUGAAACCUAUCAGUCUUUGAUUUCGAGUUGUGUCAAGUUGAGGAAUUAUGAGCUUGCUGAUACGUUUUACAGAGACAUGGUGUCAUCAGGAAUCAUGCCUAAUUUGCCCAUAUUAGAGUGUAUGCUUGAAGGGCAUUGUAAGAGGAGAAGCUGUGCAGAUGUCAAAGAUUUAUUGGUAAUGGUGUGUGGUUAUGGGUGGAAGGUUAGUGAAAAAAUGGCUGAGAUGGUUGUGGGGUUGCACAUUGAACUUGGGAAGGUGAAACCAUUGGAGGAGCUACUCGAGAUUUUAAGGGAAACAGAUCAGAGUUUGGAGGUUUUGUCGUCGAUACACUGUGGGAUUAUAAGGAUGUGUGCCAUGAUGGAUAGAUUGGAUGAUGUAGAGUACUCUGUGGGAAGAAUGUUGAAACAAGGAUUGUCAUUUAAACACAAGGAUGAUUUAGAGAAGGUGAUAUGCUCGUAUUUCAGGCUCUUGGAGUACGAUAGGCUGGAGUUGUUCUUGGAAUGCAUCAAGGGUUCUUAUGAACUUACAGAUUCAACUCAUGAUUUGCUGGUUGCUGGGUAUCGAAGAGCUGGGUUAUCCGACAAGCUGGAUGAUCUGAAACUUGGUCGUGGAUCAAAGCAUCCCAUACAUUACAAGAAAAUAAGUGCUUGA